AUGGGCCAAGAGGAUUCGCCUUCCAUGCCGAAUGGAGUGUUCUCACUCCUCGAUACGGAUUUGUACAAAUUGACGAUGCAAUGCGCGGUUCUGAAAUACUUCCCUGAUGUUUACGUCACGUAUGGCUUCACGAACCGCACGCCACAGAUGAAGCUGUCCCGAGGGGCAUACAAAUGGCUUCUGGAGCAGAUAGAGAAACUUGAUAACAUCCGAGUGACUCAUGAAGAGAUUGAGUUCCUGAAGAAACAAUGCCCCUACUUCAACGAGGCCUAUCUUCAGUACCUAUCCGAGUUCAAGCUCACGCCCUCUAAACAGAUCGAUAUCAAGUUCACCCCCGUACAGGAUACCGGCAGCGAUGAUGAUAGGGGUAAUCUGGAAUACACCAUCAAGGGUCUUUGGGUCGAGACAAUACUCUACGAGAUUCCUCUCCUCGCCUUGACUAGCCAGGCAUACUUCAUGUUUAUUGACAAGGAUUGGGAUUACCACAGCCAAGAGGAAAGGGCAUGCCGCAAAGGGUGUGAACUACUAAAGAAUGGCUGUAUAUUCUCGGAGUUCGGAUCGAGACGCCGUCGGGAUUAUCAUACGCAAGACCUCGUUAUGGAGGGUCUUUGCCGAGCUGCAAAGGAAGGAGAACAGCAGGGAUGGAAAGGAAAAUUUUCCGGGACAAGUAAUGUUCAUUUUGCCAUGAAAUACGGGGUCAACCCUGUCGGCACGGUUGCCCACGAAUGGUUUAUGGCUAUUGCUGCCAUUACUCAAGACUACGAGAAUGCAAACGAGCUAGCACUGAGGUACUGGCUGGGUUGUUUCGGAGAAGGGGUCCUUUGUAUUGCAUUGACGGACACUUUUGGUACGCCAGCUUUUCUUGAUUCCUUCCGAAAGCCAAUUCCAGCACAUACAGUUGCAGCUAUGGGUUCCGUCGCCGUCGCACCAUCGGGACCUGGAACGACAGCCGAGUCGACAACACAGAGUGAAUCGGACAUAGAGCCUCCAAUCGCAGCGCCGCUUCACAAUGGGACUACCACUCACCCCAUUAAGACGUAUGCCCAGGUUUAUUCAGGCGUUCGCCAGGAUUCUGGCGACCCUGAGUAUUUCGUCAAAAUGGUGCGAGAUUUCUACGACAAGGAGGGAAUCAAAGACCGGAAGACUAUUGUCUUCUCGGAUUCGUUGAAUAUACAACAUUGUCUCGAUUACAAGCUGAUAGCGGAGGAGGCUGGCUUCAAUCCUGUUUUCGGCGUUGGAACGUUCUUGACUAAUGAUUUCAGCAACAAGUCAGAUGGCAGAAAGUCAAAACCACUCAAUAUCGUCAUCAAGAUCUCUAGCGCCAACGGACACCCUGCUGUCAAGCUUAGUGACAACAUGGGCAAGAACACAGGCGACAAGGCGACCGUUCAAGACGUGAAGAAGAUGCUGGGAUACAUCGAGCAUCAAUGGCAGGAGGGUGAUGAGAAUGCCCGGUGGAAGUAA
Molecule: messenger RNA, 1464 nt
Organism: Monascus purpureus
Lineage: Eukaryota; Fungi; Ascomycota; Eurotiomycetes; Eurotiales; Aspergillaceae
Source: the annotation of a GenBank genome assembly